This is a messenger RNA of Fusarium odoratissimum NRRL 54006, 1971 nucleotides long. RefSeq lists its product as uncharacterized. Lineage: Eukaryota; Fungi; Ascomycota; Sordariomycetes; Hypocreales; Nectriaceae. The transcript has a single exon. The coding region runs from base 1 to 1971 and encodes 656 amino acids. The record is from RefSeq and is a predicted model, not a curated record.
AUGAACCAAUUCAAGACCUUUGAUUAUGGCUCGGUGGGACUACGGACGGCAUCAACCGAGAUCCGGCUGCUAGAUCUCUACCCCUCACAGGGCUUGGUAGAUAGCCCUCUGAUCGGUCGUCUGUACUCAACCUCCAUCAAGAACCCUUCGCCCUAUACCGCUCUCUCGUAUGUUUGGGGAGUAGGCAACAAAACUCAGUCCAUUCUCGUGCCUAAUGUAGAUCAAGAUGGAGAGGCUUUUAUACCCAUCACUGAAUCACUGGAAACAGCACUGCGAUAUUUCCGCAAGCCAGAUGAGGUAAUAACGCUAUGGAUCGAUCAGAUCUGUAUCAACCAGGCAGAUAAUAAAGAAAAAGGCCAGCAGGUCGCGAUGAUGAGGAUCAUCUACUCAGCAGCGAAACAAGUACUUGUAUGGCUCGGUCCGGCUCAAGAUGGUUCUGACGAAUUGAUGGGCGCGUGGCAAGAUAUUGGUCAGAAGGCUCGGGACUUUGGACUGGAGAGCUACAUGAACCCGCAGAGUUACUCCCUCGUAUCAGCUUGGGGAAGGAACAAAAACCCAGCCGAUGAGACUGCCGUGGGCUUCCAAGAUUUGCUUGCACGUACCGUCGCUGUCUUUGCUCCCUUGCUAAAACAAAUGGCGCUGAAGAAAUGGUUCGAGAGACCAUACUUUUCACGAGUCUGGAUCAUACAGGAGUUCUGCUUAUGCCCCGAAACCAUCUUCGUGUGCGGCUCCAAGACAGUGGCAGUAGACCUUGUCAAACUGGCUGUUCUAAUGCUCCAGACAGCAAUGGCCAGUAUGCCUCAUCUCGACUUCGAGUUACUCCGACCUCCCGAGAUGCCUCUGGAUCGACUAGAGGAAGUAUUCUCCGAGCCAACAGCGCGGCUAUUUUCCUGCCGCUCACGACAUCAAAGACACGGUGACGACGGGUUGUUUGUGCUAUUACGUAGACUAUUCGUCGAGCUUGAGACAAAUGCUACUGAGCAUCGGGACCGCGUAUUUGCGCUUCUCGGUCUUGCUGUUGAUGUUGACAAGCUUGGGAUUGAGCCUGAUUAUGAAAAGAGCACGGAGGGAGUUCUGACAGAGACGGCUCGUGCGCUGAUUGAGGAGAGUGGUCGCAUUGAUGUUCUCUGCUUUUCACAGUUUCCGAAACUUCCUGAGCUUUCACUCUUGCCGACGUGGGUUCCUGACUGGAGAUCUAAUUUGCGUCGUUCGUUCUAUACUGUCAACGAGCGUAUGGAUCGGCACCUAUUUACCGCCUCGAGACAGGAUAGUGUCGUCGAGGUUGUUCAAGACCCUGACAACAAUCCGUAUGUUCUUGGACUUCGAGGCUAUACAGUUGACGUGAUCGAGGCAGUCGCGCAAGGUGGUGGCUGGCAGGACAUGAGCUUCGAUCACGAAGUGUAUCUCAGUUAUCUCUCCCAGAUACAAGAGCUAUGGCAGAUGUCCAUGAAGAAGCCUGAGCCUAUCCACGGCGACGAAACCCAGCAACGAAAGGAAGAGGCGCGGUGGCGCGUGCCUAUCGCAGAUAUCUACUGGACAUUGGAAGCAGACCAAGCCAGGGCGACAUCUGAUGUAGCAGCAUAUCACAAGCAAUUCCUACAAGAGCUGGAGUUGAUCAAGGAGAUGGUUCGAAUGGCUGCUACGGGAGAGGACUUUUCGCCGAAGCACCUUCAGUGGCAGGAGGAACAUCGAGCGGCAGGGACUAAACAUCACUAUCAGGAAAGCAUGAGUAAGAUGCAAGGAAAGAGGCCGUUUCUCACAAAAAUGGGAUAUCUGGGUAUGGGGCCCAUAGAGUGCAAAGCUGGUGAUACCGUUGCUAUUUUUUGCGGCGGACGAAUUCCUUUUGUAUUGCGUCCUGUGCAAGGAUCGAGCGGGCUUGGAGUGUUUUCUUAUAUCGGUGAGGCAUACUGCGACGGUGUGAUGGAUGGUCAAGUCACGGGGAAGAAGAAACAGACUUUCUGGCUUACUUGA